AUGGCACAGGCCGGAGGCCCCGGGGCCAAAAAGGGUAUUUUGGAACAUCUGGAUAGUGGUGAGGUUGUGGUUGGAGAUGGCAGCUUUCUCAUAACUCUGGAGAAGGGCUACGUGAAGGCUGGGCUCUGGACUCCGGAAGCGGUAGUAGACCAUCCCGAUGCAGUUCGUCAACUUCACAUAGAAUUCUUGAGAGCAGGAUCAAGUGUCAUGCAGACUUUCCCCUUUGCUGCCAGUGAGGACAAUACGGAAAGCAAGUGGGAAGCUGUGAACGCUGCUGCCUGUGACCUUGCCAGGGAAGUGGCUGGCAAGGCUGAUGCUCUGGUAGCUGGGGGGGUCUGCCGGACAUCAGUGUACAGACACCACAAGGAUGAAGCCACAGUUAAAAAACUCUUUCAACUCCAGCUAGAGGUUUUUACAAAGAAAAAUGUGGACAUCUUGAUUGCAGAGUAUUUUGAGCAUGCCGAAGAAGCCAUAUCGGCUGUGGAAGUCUUAAAACAAUCGGGUAAACCUGUGGCAGCUACCAUGUGCAUAGGCCCGGACGGAGACAUGCGUGGGGUGACACCUGGAGAAUGUGCUGUUAAGCUGGUGAAGGCAGGGGCUGCAAUCAUGGGCGUGAACUGCCACUUUGGGCCCAGCACCAGCUUGAAGACAAUGAGGCUCAUGAAGGAGGGCCUACGGACCGCAGGGUGGAAGGCACACCUGAUGGUGCAAUCCCUGGGCUUCCACACCCCUGACUGUGGCAAAGGCGGGUUUGUGGAUCUCCCAGAAUAUCCCUUUGGACUAGAGCCCAGAGUUGCAACCAGAUGGGAUAUUCAAAAAUAUGCCAGAGAGGCCUACAAUCUGGGGGUCAGGUACAUUGGCGGGUGCUGUGGAUUUGAGCCGUACCACAUCAGGGCGAUUGCAGAGGAGCUGGCCCCUGAAAGGGGCUUUUUGCCCCCAGUUUCAGACAAACAUGGUAGUUGGGGAAGUAGCCUUAAUAUGCACACCAAACCCUGGAUUCGAGCCAGGUAGGAAUUGUUUAAUUAACAUUACUAUUUUUCUCUAAUCUCAUUUUAUUUAUUGUUAGAAACACUAUGCAUGCAAUAAAAAUUCAAAAAGUAUAGAGUAUAUAAGAUUAAAAACAAAAGCUGCCCCUCUCCUGAGGGGCAUUACCCAGAGGUAAUGACCUGUUUGCUGCUUGUGUUUUGAAGUCUUAUACCUAAUGUCUGGUUUUAUCAAUUUUAAGCUGUAAUUACUGCUAACCCUUUACAAAGGCUGAAGCAUUUAAAUCACGUAACAUUCCCCUUUUCUCCCUGUUCUACUUUUCCCAAUUUUGAUUUAUUAC
Zalophus californianus (California sea lion) is the source of this 1324-nucleotide messenger RNA. Its product is annotated as S-methylmethionine--homocysteine S-methyltransferase BHMT2-like. NCBI's taxonomy places the organism in Eukaryota, Metazoa, Chordata, Mammalia, Carnivora, Otariidae. Gene Ontology annotation, molecular function: betaine-homocysteine S-methyltransferase activity; zinc ion binding. The record is from RefSeq and is a predicted model, not a curated record.